This is a messenger RNA of Aspergillus nidulans FGSC A4, 1080 nucleotides long. RefSeq lists its product as uncharacterized. Lineage: Eukaryota; Fungi; Ascomycota; Eurotiomycetes; Eurotiales; Aspergillaceae. The record is from RefSeq and is a predicted model, not a curated record. The transcript has a single exon. Bases 1 to 1080 code for a protein of 359 amino acids.
AUGGCACCUUUUUCUAUCAAGCGUGCCAAAAAAGACCAACCUCAGGCUGGCCAACCCAAGAAGGCAGCACCCGCUAAACCCGAUCAACCUACAUACAAGAAGCGUGCGCAGCUCACCCAGAUGUUUCCUCCACGUCCUACAUUCACCGAGAAAGAUAUCACUUUCCAGAAAGGUCGGGUCUUCCUCGUCACCGGCGGCACCUCAGGCAUUGGUUUCGAGCUUGCCAAAAUCCUCUACGCUAGAGGUGGCACAGUAUACAUCACCGGGCGGACGGAGGAGAAGGCAAAGGAAGCAGUCCAGAAGAUCCAGGCUUCUGUUGGCGAACGCGACGGCCAGAUAGACUACAUCGUCCUUAAACUCGACGACCUAACCUCCAUCCGAGAAUCAGCCGACGCAUUCAUGGAGAAGGAAUCCAAGCUCGAUGUCCUCUGGAACAACGCUGGUAUUGCCCAGCCUCCUGUGGGCGUUCUGUCAAAGCAAGGAUCGGAACUUCAGCUAGCUACGAACUGUCUCGGCCCUUUUCUUUUUACGCAGAUGAUGCUCCCACUUCUUGAUGCCGCCGUUGCGCUGAACGGACCGGCUUACCCAGGCUCCGUGAGAGUAGUUUGGCUGAGUGAUCAGGUCGUUGAGCUCUCGUCCCCCAUCGAGGGUAUUGUCAUGCAGGAGCUGAAUAACCCUCCGCAAGACAACUCUCGCAAUUAUCUCAACUCCAAAACUGGCGCCUGGUUCUUAGGAAGCGAAUUUGCACGUCGAUACGGCCCUGAACACGGCAUUGUCAGUGUUGCAAUGAACCCUGGUGCUGCCCGCACCAACCUUCUGCGACACGCCGGAUGGACUAAGUUUCUCAGUUGGCCGUUGCUCCAUAGUCCGAAGCUAGCCGCUCUCACUGAGCUGUACGCCGGUUUAUCGCCGGAUAUCAACCUCGAGAACAACGGUUGUUAUGUGAUUCCAUGGGGCCGCAUUCAUACCACUGUCGCCCCCCAUCUGAUGAAUGCGCUGAGGUCCAAAGAAGCCGGUGGAACUGGAAGGGCGCAGCAGUUCUGGGAUUUUUGCGAUGACAAGACCAAGGAUUAUCAUUAA